Rhodofomes roseus is the source of this 3606-nucleotide messenger RNA. RefSeq lists its product as uncharacterized. The transcript is spliced from 14 exons. The record is from RefSeq and is a predicted model, not a curated record. Lineage: Eukaryota; Fungi; Basidiomycota; Agaricomycetes; Polyporales; Fomitopsidaceae. Bases 1 to 3606 code for a protein of 1201 amino acids.
AUGCGCGAACGGUCUCCUGAUGCUGGUGUACCCAUUGAAGAACCAGAAGCCCCUUCCGAGCCUGUCCCGCCUGUGCAAGAGUCAAUCAGCCGGUCUGGUCGCAUUCGGCGGGCUCCUCGUGCUCUGCAGGACUUCUUACCAUCAUCUACUGGGGGACUCCCUGCGCAUCUCCCACGAGCACCUCCACCGCUACCUCUGCCGCCAAUUGCCUCAUCCUCGCACUCUGAAGACGAGCCGGCAUCUGAGUCCCUCAUCAAUCCAGCUCCAGCUCUCAUUGAACGACCUCCAAGUCCAACUUCUGGAUCAGGGCAACAAGGCCUGCAUCUGCAGACCGAGCCGAAUUGCUUUGGUGUCUUCCGAUCCUAUCCCACUAUCCCUGCUCAUGAACCGGACGAUGAGGCCUCUCUUGCGCAGCUCUGUGAACGCUCUCUGUGUAUCUCGGACCCCUCUCGUCCUCCGGGCCAUACUGUUCGUGGCUUCGGGCGUGUGUGCGCACAACGCGUUGCUGCUGCUGCUACUGGUGGAGAUCUGACGGCUGGCGCGGAUGUAAACCGUCCAUGGUUCUUUCCCUUCCUCAAUCCGAGCGUCUUCCUGUUGAUGGAGUGGGCGUAUACCGGCUCAAACAUGAAAUCAAAGUCAGAGAUUCAGCGUCUUGUAACGAAUGUCAUCAACAAUGCGAACUUCGAUCCUAACGACCUCCGCGACUUUGACAUCAAUCGGGAAACAACUCGCCUCGACAAGAGCGAUGUUGCAAGUCUCGACCUCCAGACGGUUGACGGGUGGUAUCGAGUCUCUAUCAGGGUCCCUGCGCCUCGGGAGCGUACCCAAUACACAACAGAGGCAGACGCUCCGCAUUUUGACAUCAACAAUGUUUAUCUACGGCGACUUCUUGACGUGAUCAAGGAGGCAGCGUCUGACCCAGAUGCUAGUACGUACAACUGGGUCCCAUACGAACUCUUCUGGGAACGACCUCUAUCUGCCUCGUCAAGUUCUUGCCCAUCAUCGUCUCAAGCGAAGGAACGGGUCCGUAUCUUCACAGACGUCAUGAAUAGCCAAGACGUGAACGAGGAGUACGAGCGUGUCUUGGCGUAUGCACGUGAACAUUGCAAUGACCCACCCGACGUCGAGAUAGGCCUGGUUCCCAUCGCGCUGUACUCUGAUUCGACACACUUGACAACCUUUGGAUCAGCAUCACUAUGGCCGAUCUACGCCUUUUUUGGCUUUGUGUCGAAGUAUGACUGGUACGAACAAACACACGGCGAACCGGCGACUGAAGAAACACACCGUUUCUGUCGGCGCGAAAUCAUGAACAUCAUCUGGACGUUGCUGCUUGACCCUGAAUUCCGAAAGGCGUAUGAGGAGGGUUUGCUAUGGGAAUGCGGCGAUAAAAUUUUACGCCGGUUGUUCCCGCGUUUCUUUCUUUACUCUGCUGAUUAUCCCGAGAAGAUUCUACUUGCAUGCAUCCGAUAUCUCGCCGAAUGCCCCUGCCCUCGGUGCUACGUUCGCAAGGAGAACAUUCACCUCAUGGGGACUGCGCGUGAUAUGCAACAGCGCGCUAAACACAUGCGCUUUGACACUGAGCCUAUCCAGUUCGACAUUGAGCUGACGCGCAGGUGGAUCUUCCAAGACGGCGUCCCCCCGAACAGCAAACGUAUCACCAAGGUUCUUGGGGCGCGAUCCUUGCUGCCGAUAAGGAGCGCGUUCUCGCGGUUCUCAUCAAGCUUACCAAAGGCCCUUCAAUUCAAUCAUUACCGACUGUUCGUCACUGACGUGUUGCAUGAGUUUGAGCUCGGUGUCUGGAAGGCACGAUUGGCCAGAUUCAAUCACAGGUUCCGGAACGUUCCAACAUAUGGGCAUGACACGAUCCGGCGAUUCAGCGCAAAUGUAUCUGACCUCAAGCAGAUGGCCGCCCGCAUGUAUGAGGACAUUCUGCAGUGUAUCAUGCCUGUUGUCGACGCCAUGCUCCCACCGCCCCACGAUGAUAUUGUCAUGGACCUCCUGUUUGCGCUUGCCGAAUGGCACGCGUUUGCCAAACUCCGGCUGCAUACUGACCGCACGCUCGACCUCUUCGAACAGAGCGUCAAGACACUCGGAAAGGCGAUGCGCCGUUUUGAAAGUGUGACGUGCGCAGCAUAUGACACGAAAGAGCUUCCUCGAGAGGUUGCUGCUCGGGGACGUCGUCAAACCGCAGCAGCUUCAAAGCGGAAGGGUCCCGGCGCAAGACCGAAGCGAUUCGCUCUCAACACAUACAAGUACCAUGCAAUUGGCCACGCGCCUGCGGUUGUCAGACAGGUGGGCACACUUGACAUUCCAUCGACCCAACGGGUAAGUGCUGCAAACGGCGAACAGGAACAUCGACGCAUCAAAAGGUUCUUCCCUCGCACGAACAAGAAAAACUUUGCAAUGCAGAUCGCCAAGCACCAGCGACGAGAACGCCUUCUCCACCAAGCCCGAAAGAAGUACGAGAAGGCGCAGGCAGCGCCAUUCGAGCAAACCCAGCACAAGUCCUCUUCAAGGACUCAGCCUCGAACUGAACACGCACCACCCUCGGUCACCUCUGAGCGACGAGGCGGUGUCCUUCCCAUCACUGCCGAAGAGCCUCUCGGGCCGACGCCACCAGAGGCUCGAUACCAUGUUGCGAACUCGCAACGACACUGGGAGGAUAUCCCGUCCUGGCUAGCGAAGCAUAGAAAUGACCCCGCUACAAGAAAUUUCAUACCACGCCUCAAGGACCACCUGCUUGCACGCAUGCUAGGCCGCCCUUUCGAGACGGACGAACAGCAAUUCACACCCGCUGAUCACCGCCGCAUUCGGAUCGAGAAGGACCGCAUCCGUGAUUCCAUCAACCCGCGGACACACCCCAACAUCAUGCUACUCGCGCAUGAAGAUGACAAUGACGGCCGCCAAGAGAAGCACCCCUACUGGUAUGCGCGUGUCCUAUCUGUAUUCCACGUCCAUGUGCGACUCCUCCACGUUGACAACACCCGCCCCGAUGUCGUUCGCAAGCUUGACGUCCUAUGGGUUCGCUGGUACGGCCUCGAUCCCGAUGCACCCGGCGGAUUCAAACAUCGGCGUCUACCCCGCCUUGGCUUUGUACCGUACGACGACCGGGAUGCUUUCGGCUUCAUAGAUCCUGCCGUCGUCUUGCGGGCCUCACACAUCAUACCUGCCUUCUCCUAUGGUAAGGUUGGUGAUCUCUUGCCGCCUUCAAGAUGUGCCCGGCGUGCAGAUGAAAAGGACUUCGACUACAUGUAUUACUAUGUUGGAAUGUUUGUAGAUCGCGACAUGGUCAUGCGGUACUUGCCGGGAGAAGCUCCAGGGCACACUGGGACCAUGCAAGACGACUCGGAAACUGCCAGGUCUCAGCAGCGCGCAGAAGAUCUUGGCGAUGAAGAUGGGUGGCAAGACGUCCUUGACGAAGGGAACCUAGAGGAUGAAGAAGAUGACUAUGGUUACCGAGACGAAGAGCCUCCGCCUAACGAGGAGGGUUCAGAGGGUAGUGGUGAUGAAGACUUGGAUGAGCAUGCAGUCGAGGAUGGGGAUUUGGGUCCGGAGGACGGUGAGGACUACGACGACAGUUGGGAGGAAGGUUUUGCACAGUUUUGA